CGACUGUCGCAAACGGCUGUUCAAGGUCAAGACGUGUCAGAGUAUCCGCUCUGAUAGACCUUGCAGCGAACCGCCCCGCGACGCCGAAUAUCUCAAAUGGGGAAGAAGCGGACCCAUGCUGAGACUAAGGAUGGCUUCACGAAGCCGCCGCCGGGCAAGGACCGGGUAAAGAGCGACAAGAAGGAUGCGCGGAAGGGUGGAGAUGCCAACAAGAAGCGCUCGGCAUUGAUUUUCCAAGUGCAACCAGAAUGGCACACCGUCGAACUGCCACAGCUCCGCAUAGUCGAGAACCCUACGAUACCCCCGAAAUACAUCCUCGACGAUUUGCACGCCUACGCAGACGAGCUUCUGGAAGCCGAGACAAACGAGUAUGCCGCGUCUCACAUGUCCAAGGAUGCUUCGCACAAGUUCAUGUCAACCAUCAUGGCAUCUGGUACCAUGGAAGAUAAGGUCUCGGCCCUGACGCUGUUGGUACAAGAGUCGCCACUGCAUACCACUCGGGCGUUUGAGCAGCUGCUGGGAUUGUCGCGCAAAAAGAGCAGGAGUGCGGCCAUGAUGGCUUUGGCUGCGCUCAAGGAUCUGAUGGGACAGGGUGUUCUGCUGCCACCGGACCGGAAGCUGAGGGCUUUUGCACGACAGCCUGGCCUUCUCAGCGCGCUGCAAGGAAAGAACAUGCAUUGGAAGUACGGCGAGAAGCUGCCCGGCGAGCUACAGAAGGUCCACCUGGUUGCAUGGUCGUACGAGGAUUGGCUGAAGAAGCAGUACUUCGAGAUGCUCAAGAUCAUCGAGGGCUGGACCAACGACGAAGUCGAAUACUCGCGAAACCGCGCCGUGAACUUUGUCUGGGAGCUGUUGAAGGAGAAGCCGGAACAGGAAGAGAAUUUGCUCAGACUGCUCAUCAACAAGCUCGGAGACAAAGAGAAGAAGGUAUCGUCGCGAGCGUCGUACCUGCUUCUCCAGCUCCAGAUCACUCAUCCGCUGAUGAAGAGCGUGAUCAUCAACUCCAUCGAGUCGGACCUCAUCUUCCGACCGAAUCAGAGUGCUCACGCCAAAUACUACGCCGUCAUCACCCUCAACCAGACUGUUCUGAGUGUGAAAGAGCAGGAAGUCGCCAAUAAGCUGUUGGAGAUCUAUUUCAGCAUCUUCCUCGGCCUGCUCAAGAAACAGAAGGACCACGAGAAGGAAGAGAAGAAGAUUGCAGUGCUUAACAAGAAGGGUGAGGUGCAAGGUGGUGGCGCAUUGCCCGGAAAAAUGGCGAAGAAGAAGGCCGAGAAGGACGCUACAUUGGCAUUCAAGGUUGCGGACGAGUCAAGAGAAAAGCUGAUCUCUGCUAUUCUCACGGGUGUCAACCGCGCGUUCCCCUUCGCCAAGACUGACGAUGCCAACUUUGAGGAACAGCUCAACACCAUCUACCAGGUCACUCACUCUUCCAACUUCAACACCGGCAUCCAGGCCAUGACCCUCAUUCAGCAAAUCUCUGUUACUAAGAACAUCUCCACCGACCGAUUCUACCGGACACUGUACGAAUCCCUCCUCGAUCCUCGCCUCAUUGCGACUUCAAAGCACAUCAUGUUCCUCAAUCUUCUUUACCGGUCACUCAAAGCGGACACCAGCAUCAAGCGCGUCAAAGCUUUCGUCAAGCGCCUUCUCCAGAUCAUUCACCUGCACGAACCUCCUUUCAUCUGCGGUGUUCUAUACCUCGUCAACGAACUCAUCACGACCUUCCCCAGCAUCAAGUCUAUGUUGUCCACACCAGAAGACCACGUCGACGAUGGUGAGGACGAGCACUUUGAGGACGUACCUGAGGAUGGUGAGGACAAGUCAGACGAGAAGAAGACCGCCAAGCCUGCCUACGACGCUCGGAAACGAGAUCCUGAACACGCUCAAGCAGACCUGUCAUGUCUGUGGGAACUGCUGCCACUUCAAGCACAUUACCACCCCUCAGUACACGUUUUGGCUUCGAAGAUCGUGCACCAAGAAGCUAUCAAGGAGAAGCCAGAUCCAACACUCUACACUCUCAUGAACUUCCUCGACAAGUUCUCCUUCCGCAACGCAAAGACCAAGUCACAGGCUGUUCACGGCUCCUCUAUCAUGCAGCCUAUGGCCGGCACCUCAAAAGCGUCCGACUACCUCAUCACCUCCCGUGAAGGCGACCGCACUCACGACCCUCUCAACUCAGAAGCCUUCUGGCGCAAGAAGGUCGACGACGUCCGCGACGACGAGGUCUUCUUCCACACCUACUUCGAAAAGGCCGGCAAAGCCAAGCAGGCCGACAAGAAGGCGAAGAAGAAGAGCAAGAAGGACGACAGCGACGACGAGAGUGCCGAGGACGAGAUCUGGAAGGCUCUGGUCAAGUCGCGACCAGAUGUCGAGGGCGAUGGCGGCGACGAUGACAUGGACGACUUCGAUAUGGAUGACAUGAUGAGCGACUCCGACGCCGAGGGCGGCGUCACAAUGGACGAUGGCGUCGAACUCAACCUCGGCAGCGAUGACGAGGACGAGGCGCCUGCGCCUGCUGACGACGAUGACGAGGAUGACUUUGCCAACUUCGACCUCGACGAUGAAGACGCGUUCAUGGACGACGAGGAUGAUAUUCCCGUCGACCUCGACGUGGGCGACGACGCAGACGACACCAAGGAUGGCCGCAAGAAGAAGAAGAGGAAGCUCAAGCAGCUCCCGACCUUCGCUUCUGCAGACGACUACGCGAAGCUCAUCGGGGACGACAGCGAGUAGAUGUAAUCACUGGUUAUGUAUAGGACACCUGUGGAGCCAGCCGGAACGGGCGUUAGGCUAUGAUGACAGGCGCAUCGGGACGUUCACGGAGUUUGUUGCAUGCUUCUGGCGCCUUCAUGUAGAUAUCCUUUGUUCUUGUAAUGCCAACACCCAAGACACCUCUCACAUUGUUA
Boeremia exigua is the source of this 2906-nucleotide messenger RNA. RefSeq names its product CBF/Mak21 family-domain-containing protein. The coding region runs from base 97 to 2733 and encodes 878 amino acids. The transcript is spliced from 2 exons. Gene Ontology annotation, cellular component: nucleus. The record is from RefSeq and is a predicted model, not a curated record. NCBI's taxonomy places the organism in Eukaryota, Fungi, Ascomycota, Dothideomycetes, Pleosporales, Didymellaceae.